Molecule: messenger RNA, 291 nt
Organism: Colletotrichum lupini
Lineage: Eukaryota; Fungi; Ascomycota; Sordariomycetes; Glomerellales; Glomerellaceae
Exons: 2
Source: RefSeq, a predicted model, not a curated record
GUGCCCAUCUGGCUAAGGCAGCGCACUAGCCCUUCCGUUAUCAUCCCAUUCUUCUUACUAUUUGGCCAUCCUCUUCGCCACCUCGGCUCACCUCCUGUCGUGGUUCCUGCAUAUCUCCUCUCUCGCCCCAUCAACAACGUCCUCGACUUCAGACGAUCGCCGAUCCCUCCACCGCAACGGGGAUGCCGUGUCUUUUGGGCUCUCUUCGCCUACCGCAUGCCUGCAGUUCCCCGCACUAGCUUCGAGAUCAGCAAAAAGAUUGUGCUCUGUCACAAGCACCUUUACCAGUAA